Messenger RNA from Capra hircus (goat), 4037 nucleotides. RefSeq names its product REST corepressor 3 (gene RCOR3). NCBI's taxonomy places the organism in Eukaryota, Metazoa, Chordata, Mammalia, Artiodactyla, Bovidae. The coding region runs from base 127 to 1791 and encodes 554 amino acids. The record is from RefSeq and is a predicted model, not a curated record. Gene Ontology annotation, biological process: regulation of transcription by RNA polymerase II; negative regulation of DNA-templated transcription. The transcript has 12 exons. Gene Ontology annotation, cellular component: transcription regulator complex; histone deacetylase complex. Gene Ontology annotation, molecular function: transcription corepressor activity.
CUCCUCCUCCGCCGGCGCCGCCGUCUCCUCCUCCUCUCCUCUCCCGCCCGCGCUCGGAAGCCAUCUCCCCCUUCCCCCUGACGCCUACCUCUUCCCCCCUCACCUUUCCCCCUCCCCUCUUCUACCAUGCCCGGCAUGAUGGAGAAAGGGCCCGAGUUACUGGGGAAGAACCGAUCGGCCAACGGCAGCGCCAAGAGCCCGGCGGGCGGCGGCGGCGGCGGCGGCGCCUCGUCCACGAACGGCGGGCUGCACUUCUCGGAGCCCGAGAGCGGCUGCAGCAGCGACGACGAGCACGAUGUUGGGAUGAGAGUCGGAGCAGAAUAUCAAGCUCGGAUCCCCGAAUUUGAUCCAGGUGCUACAAAGUACACAGAUAAAGACAAUGGAGGAAUGCUUGUGUGGUCUCCAUAUCACAGUAUCCCAGAUGCCAAAUUGGAUGAAUAUAUUGCAAUUGCAAAGGAGAAACAUGGCUACAAUGUGGAACAGGCACUUGGCAUGUUGUUCUGGCAUAAACAUAACAUUGAGAAGUCCCUUGCUGAUCUCCCUAAUUUCACUCCCUUUCCGGAUGAGUGGACAGUGGAAGAUAAAGUCCUAUUUGAACAAGCCUUUAGUUUUCAUGGGAAGAGCUUUCACAGGAUUCAGCAAAUGCUUCCAGAUAAGACAAUUGCUAGCCUUGUGAAAUAUUACUAUUCCUGGAAAAAAACUCGAUCUAGGACAAGCUUAAUGGAUCGCCAGGCUCGUAAACUAGCCAAUAGACAUAAUCAGGGUGACAGUGAUGAUGACGUGGAAGAAACACACCCAGUGGAUGGAAACGAUAGUGAUUAUGAUCCCAAAAAAGAAGCCAAGAAAGAGGGUAAUACUGAUCAGCCUGUCCAAACUAGCAAGAUUGGACUGGGGAGGAGAGAAUAUCAGAGUUUACAACACCGCCAUCAUUCUCAGCGUUCUAAGUGCCGUCCGCCUAAGGGCAUGUAUUUAACCCAAGAAGAUGUGGUAGCUGUUUCCUGUAGCCCCAAUGCAGCCAACACCAUCCUGAGGCAACUGGACAUGGAGUUGAUCUCUUUAAAACGUCAGGUUCAGAAUGCUAAGCAAGUAAACAGUGCACUUAAACAGAAAAUGGAAGGUGGAAUUGAAGAAUUCAAGCCUCCUGAGUCAAAUCAGAAAAUUAAUGCCCGUUGGACCACAGAGGAGCAGCUUCUAGCAGUGCAAGGUGUCCGCAAAUAUGGUAAAGAUUUUCAAGCUAUUGCAGAUGUAAUUGGCAACAAGACUGUUGGCCAAGUGAAGAACUUCUUUGUAAACUACAGGCGUCGGUUUAACUUAGAGGAGGUAUUGCAGGAGUGGGAAGCAGAACAAGGAACCCAGGCUUCUAAUGGUGAUGCUUCUGCUUUAGGGGAGGAGACAAAAAGUGCUUCUAAUGUGCCAUCAGGGAAGAGCACUGACGAAGAAGAGGAGGCACAGACCCCACAGGCUCCUCGGACUCUGGGUCCAUCACCUCCUGCCCCGUCAUCCACUCCAACACCAACAGCCCCCGUGGCCGCUCUGAACCAGCCACCACCACUUCUUCGUCCAACACUGCCUGCUGCCCCAGCUCUUCACCGGCAGCCUCCUCCACUCCAGCAGCAGGCUCGGUUCAUCCAGCCCCGGCCAACUUUAAAUCAGCCUCCGCCACCUCUCAUUCGCCCCGCUAAUUCCAUGCCUCCCCGUCUAAAUCCAAGGCCAGUGUUGUCCGCGGUCGGCGGCCAACAGCCACCAUCACUUAUCGGAAUUCAGACAGACUCACAGUCCUCACUGCACUAAAGUUAGAUUGGACAGAGCUGCAGUAACUUUUCACCCAUCACCACACCAGUGCUCCUCUGACUGUUGAUGCAAAAGAGGGAAGAAGAGUCCUUCUAGAUACUGAGGCUGCAAACUAAUUCUGUGGCCAGUGGGCUCUCGUAAGUGGAUGUGUAAGGAAUUUUUUAGUUCAUGCAACUAAAAUGUUAAACACAACAGAAGGCCUACAGUUAGCCUCCUUUCUAGAGUAUACAUUCAGCGACAUGAUCUCGUUAAAGGAAAAGAGAUAAGUAUUCUAUUUACCAAGGUUUUUUUGUUUUGUUUUUACUGUAUUUAUUUUAUUAAGAAUCUUUAUAUUCCUGCCUCUUCAUAGUCAAGGCUCUUAGUACAGGAAUAUUGACUUAGGAAUUGUGAAAACUCCUUAAGUUUCAUAAGUUAAGGAUGUUCAACUAUUUCUCUCUUUUUCUUUAAUUUAAUUUUUAACAACAUUUUCCUAUGUUAGGAGUGCAAGAAUAGAUAACCUGCAUUUCAGAUUUUGACGUAUGUUCAUUUAAUGCAUAUUUAAGCAAUUAUAGCUGCAUAUCCCUUUUUUCAAAGACUUGCUUUUUUUUCUAAAGGAAUUUAAAUAUAUUCCUUUAAAAGAAAGCAAUUUUAUCAAUUGCAAAGCAAUUAUAUGAAACCACAAAGAAUGUACUGAACCUACUAACCCUUUAACAUACAGUUUAGGGUCCUAGUGCAAAGUCCUUGCUUAAAGGUCAUUGACUUGCCGUCUUUCAGUAGUAAGAGGAUGGGAAUAAUUAUUUUACAUACAAUGAGGACUUCAUUUGUUAAAGUACAGUGUCUUUAAGUUCCUUAAAAAUGGAGUUAAUGCUUUUUUUUUUUUUUUUUAAUGUUUCUAAAUGCUAUCUGCUUUUAACUAGUAGUUGCCUCCAUUUCGGGACUUUAGAAGAGAAUUAUAUUUUGUCAGUUAUGUGGAAAUAGUGGUUCUGGAAGCAUUUAUUUACAAUACCCUUUUUGUGUUCUGAACUUUAAAUUGCCCUCGUACUUAUUAAUAUGGUCUGCAUUUAAUAUAAAAGAUGUUUUCUUGAUCAAUCUCUAUUGUACUAUUUGGGUACAUUUGUGUAUUCCUUGCAGCCAACCUGUACUCAUGGGUUUGGUUUAGGGUUAAAUCAUUAUUAUUUCAUAAAAUAAAUUUAAGGAUUUGUUCUGUGUUAUCCAAAGAUACAUCAGUAUAUUGUCACAAUUGUGCUGUUAAAGUGCUGAGACCCUUUUUAUAAAGAAACAAAAAUUUCAGGUCUUCUUAAUUCAACACAGAAUCAUUAAGCACCUACAAAGAAUAUUUUACAAGUGAUAGUAUUUCAACAAUGUAUUAACUAAUAUUUUUGAUACAAUGAUUUCAUAUUGGAAUCAUGACCUGCCUGUGCAAAGGGACAAAUGGCUUAGAUUGCUAUACUAGUGGAACUAAAGAUAGAUGUUUGCACAUUCACAGUCUCCCAUUUAGAGCUAUUUCACAAAAUGGUCAACAUCGGAGGCCCUAGUUUAUUUUUGAGAUGUCAUAUAUUCUCCAGAUAUUAGAAAAAUACUCCCUACCUUUGGCUAUAAAGUGUUAAAGAGCUAUUGACUUACAUCCUUUAAUUGGUUUUCCUUUUGAAGUUCAGACCAUUUAUUUCCAUAAGGACCUUAAGUUCUAACAUAACCUAAAAACUUUUUUCAGGAUGUGUUCUUUCUCACUGGAUCAUCUUGACUUAAAAUUCUUAAUAUUCAAGAAUUUAUACUUAUUUUUACUUUAGUAGCCAUGGGGACAGUUAUAUAUCUUAAAGGAAAAUAUCUAAAGCAUUUUUAGAAGUAUUUAGAUUGUCUCGCAUAUGUGCAUAUGUACAGCUUCUAUUGUCUUGUCUCUUGUCAGUAGACCUUCAGUAUACGGUGUGUGGGAUAUGUGAGUCAAGUUGGUCAGCACCAGCAUCUGUCCAGCUGUUGAGUAUAUUGUGGUUCAUUUAAAAUCCGUUCUAUCCCAACCAUGAGCAAAGGUGCUGUAUCUGAGGGGUGUGCUGUGAUUUUAUUUCCGUACACUAGAGCACACAGUAGAAAAUUCUUAGCUUCAUUAGUAAUAUGACACAUGUAUAUAGUGAGAUGUCUUUAUUGUGUGCUUUGCAUAUUUUGUAAAUAUUUUGCACGUCAUUAUUUUUCUUUUUUGUUUAAGCAGUGUUUGGCCUGGAAGAGUGAUAUGCUUGCUGCUUAAUCAAAGGAUUAAAGAGUUAAAGAUGUCUAUG